This is a messenger RNA of Larimichthys crocea (large yellow croaker), 4572 nucleotides long. It is a transcript of the gene wdr62, whose product is annotated as WD repeat domain 62. Gene Ontology annotation, cellular component: mitotic spindle. Gene Ontology annotation, biological process: centriole replication. The transcript has 33 exons. The coding region runs from base 221 to 4390 and encodes 1389 amino acids. Gene Ontology annotation, molecular function: protein binding. The record is from RefSeq and is a predicted model, not a curated record. Lineage: Eukaryota; Metazoa; Chordata; Actinopteri; Sciaenidae.
UAUUGGGCGGGGCUUAGUUUGAACCCGAGUCCCGCCGCAGGGCGAGGUGUCAGGUUUCCUAAGCUAAGCUAAGCUAAGCUAAGCUCCGUCAUUACCAGCGGGGACUUGUAACGGACCUGCCCGCUGCUCGGUUCACAUCAGCGGGCUUUUAUGGAGCAACGCCGCGGUCUUUAGCCGGUUGUUCUCUUUAGUUAAAGUUAAACAGAGUUGCUUCGUUAUCAUGGCGGAGGGAGCGGACGGCGCGAAGAGGAGACAGCCAGCCGGGAGGAAGAGCCGAGCGAGCCAGCACAAGAAGAGCUCCAGCAGCCGGGUGAGUCUGGAGAAGGUUUUGGGUAUCAGCGCAGCCAGCGGCAGCAGUUUGACCUCUGACCCCAACACUGGACUCAUCGCCUAUCCUGCAGGGUGUGUCAUCGUGCUGCUUCACCCGAAGAAGAACAAACAGAGUCACAUCAUCAACACGUCCAGGAAGCCCUUCACUGCUCUGGCCUUCUCCCAUGAUGGAAAACACCUGGUCACUGGUGAGAGUGGUCACAUGCCCUGUGUGCGGGUGUGGGAGGUGGACGGAGGUCAGGUGGCGGAGGUCCAGUCUCAUAAAUACGGAGUUUCCUGUGUGGCGUUCUCCACCAACAACAGCUACAUCGUCUCCGUGGGAUACCAGCAUGACCGGACUGUUAGUGUGUGGGACUGGAGGAAAGGUUCGAUCGUCGCCUCCAACAAAGUGUCCAGCAGAGUUUUCGGCGUCUCCUUCUCUCAGGACAACAGCUACUUCGUCACCGCGGGAAACCGACACGUCAAGUUCUGGUACCUGGACGCCUCUAAAGAACGACGGGUUAACAGCACGGUGCCUCUGAUUGGUCGCUCUGGGUUGCUCGGCGAUCAUAAGAACAGUGUGUUCAGCGGGGUGGCGUGUGGGCGUGGCCUCAUGGCUGGCAGUACCUACUGCAUCACCAGCUCCAGCCUGCUGUGUCUGUUCAACAGCAGCCGACAGCUGGAGGCCUGGGUCAACCUCAAGACGUCGUUGGCGAGCUGUCUGGCGGUCAGCGAGAACUUCAUCUUCUGCGGUUGUGCUGACGGCGUCAUCAGAGUGUUCAGUCCAUCCAACCUGCAGUACAUCGCCACGCUGCACCGACCACACCGGCUGGGCGUCGACCUCACCAGCAGUCAGUUACCUGCCAGUCCAGGUGCUCAGUACCCUGACACGUUGGCUCUGACCUUUGACCCCACCGCCAAACACCUGACCUGUGUGUACAACGACCACAGCGUGUAUGUGUGGGACGUUAAAGACGUGGGGAACGUGGUGAAGCUGUACUCUGCUCUGUACCACAGCGGCUCCGUGUGGAGUGUCGAAGUGUACCCGGAGCUGUCCGACGUGUCUCAGGCCUGUCUGCCUCUGUCGUCCUUCUUCACCUGUUCGUCCGAUAACACCAUCAGACUGUGGCACGCCGACCCGCCCACCGGCCACAGAAACCUCUACAGCAACGACCUGCUGAGGAUUUUGUACGUGGGCGAGAACACGCAGCACCUGCAGGCAGAGGGCGAGUCGGCUGAUGGCAAGGCUGGGAUCAGAGUGCUGGGCAUCAGUCCUGAUGGACGACACCUGGCAGCCGGAGACCGAUGUGGAAACCUGCAUAUCUUUGGUCUGGAGUUUCUGGACGAGCUGGUGAAGAUUGAGGCUCACGACUCUGAGGUGUUGUGUCUGGUGUUUUCACCCACGUCCACAGGUGUGAAGCUGCUGGCGUCGGCCAGCAGGGAUCGACUAAUCCACAUCUUCAACCUGGAGAAGAACUACAGUCUGGAACAGACUCUGAACGACCACUCCGCCUCCAUCACAGCCGUCAAGUUCACCGGAGAGAGUCCCGAGGUUCGCAUGGUGAGCUGUGGAGCCGACAAAAGCAUCUACUUCCAGUCAGCUGAACAGACAGCGGACGGGUUGUCGUUCUCCAGGAGUCACCACGUGGUGGAGAAGACGACGCUGUACGACAUGGACCUGGACUCAUCGAGGACGCACGUCGCCAUCGCCUGUCAGGACCGAAACGUCAGGGUUUACAACGUGGAGACAGGGAAGCUGAAGAAGUGUCUGAAGGGCUCGUCCAGUGAUGAAGGAGCUCUGCUGAAGAUCCAGAUGGAUCCGUCAGGGUCGUUCUUUGCCACCAGCUGCUCCGAUAAAAACAUCACCAUCUUCGACUACGAGUCGGGAGAGUGUGUCGCCACCCUGUUCGGACACUCCGAGAUCGUCACCUGUAUGAGGUUCAGUCAGGACUGCAGACACCUCAUCACCGUAUCAGGAGACAGUUGUGUGUUCGUGUGGAGGUUGGACCCUCAGAUGACCAGCACCAUGAGGAAGAGGCGUGGCCUAAAACUGGCCGCUGCACCUGAAACCUGCAGCCGCAAACAGCCGAACAUCAGGAGAGAGACCUUCAUCACUGUGCCGUCCUCUCAGCUGCCUCACAUGGAGGAAGAGGAGGAGGAGGAAGAGCUCGACCUCAGAACUCCAGCCAGGCUGGACUUAGGUCAAGAUCCUCCACCGCUUCAGACCAACGGAAAGCUGCCCAUGUGGUUCAGAAAACUGCAGGGUCAGGGCGAAGCUUCCACCAGCGUCCAAUCAGGCGCUGAGCCUCGUCAGGUACGCAGUCGGUGGGCGGAGCAGCUGGACCCUCUGAUCAUCUGUGCCAACUUCUCACCCAGUCAGAUGGAGGAGGACGAGGAAGAGGAGCAGGAGGAGGAGGAAGACUUCCACCCUCAGAGUCUGGAGAGUCUGCUGGAGGUGGAGGAAGACGAAGAUGGAGAGGAAGAGAAGGAGGUGCUGCAGAAUCCAGGUGAGGACAGGAGCACCUUCAUCCUCUACCCCAACACCGCCAACACGACGACGGACAGGGAGUUUGACAUCGAAGGUGUGACCGACCCUCAAAAGACUCAGGUAGAGGUCAGAGGUCAGGGGGCGGGGCCAGUGUGGAGCACUCAGCUGAGUCCAGACUCCGCCUGCUCUGAAGGCUCGGCAGGAAGUGUGGAGCAGCAGCACGACCCUGACACCGACUCUCUCAGUCAGGGCAGCUCUGUGGGCAGCCUGUGUCUGGAGGACGACGAGGACAGGAACUCCUUGAAGAGCCACUUUGACACUCUGGCCUCCAGCCUGAGCGACGAGAAGUUCGACACCGACCCGAGAACUCUGCAGCCUCCGGAGGAAAAACACUUCCUGAACCCUCGACUCAGCAUCUCCACCCGCUUCCUGUCCCGAUUCCAGGACAAAAUCAAGGCGUGGCCCAGCCGAGCUCCGCCUCCUGUCUCAGUCACAACCAGGAUCUCAGAGGAGAGCAUCGUCAGCAACACAUCGGUGAACUCGGAGCUGAGCAGCGAGGUCACCUCAACUGAGUCGACCCACAAAGACAACAGCGGAGUCCUUCAUCGUAGAGCUUCCUGCAUGAUUUCCCAUCAGCCCCUUCGUCACCCAAGACGCCGGCGACACACUGUCGUGGUCGUCCAGUGCAGAGAAACGCUGCGAGACGCCUCCUCCAGGAACCUGCCGGCCCGCAGCAGCGUGGCCUCUACAGUCCAGCAGGCGCCACCUCGGCUCGGAUACCUGGGAACGACUGCCAGCUCUCGGGCGAAGCUGAGCCAGGACUCCACCUCCACUCAGGAGGAGGAGGAGAAGGAAAACCUUCCCUCCUCCUCCUCCGACCUCCACCUGCUGUCUGCUGGUCUGGACUUCCAAGGCAAUACACCUGAGCUCCAUGAGGACCAGAUAAGAAGUGUCCCGCAGGUGUUGGCCACGCCCACUGAGGUGAUGUCACUGAGUGAAGGCAGCAGGUGGAGCGUCAGCAGCGUCGAUGAGAUGCUGACGAGUCAAAACCAAACCGUCAUCCAAAGCCCCGCCCCUUCCAUCACGCCGACAGGCACACCCACCGUCUGUGACAUCAUCACCUGCUCCACCUCCACACGGGGGGAAAGUCCUGGAGGGUCCGAGACCAGGAUCCAGACUGAUCCAGGUGAGACUGAUCCAGAUCCGUCUGCUGACCUGCCCUCCUCUUCCUCCUCCCCCCUUUUGAAAACACUCCGCCCCCUUCAGACAGGUUCAGGUGACGUGGAUGAGUCGGUCAGUUUGUUGCAGUGUCAGCAGGUCGCCGACGAGCUGAAACAGACAGCGAGACGAGCCGCACACCUCUACCAACAGCUAUGCGCUUCAGUCGAGUCUUCGGAUCGGCGUCUGCAGAUGUCGUCCGUCCUGCAGGAGGCGUUUGAUGUCGUUAACUCUGUGCUGCAGGGUGGAGACGGGCGGGGCGGCGGCGGCAGCGCCCCCUCUGGUCCACUGGAGGACGACAGGACGAUGUCGCUGCUGGAGAAAUACUCUGAGCAGCUGGUUCAGAUGACCCAGAACAAACUGAACAGAAUCUGAACCACGACCAGGUACGCCUCAGGUACGGAGGCUGAAAGAGACAAACUUCACUUCAACGUCAGCCUGAGCUGAUUUUAUAAACGUCAGUAUUAAAUUUAAAAGCACCUUAUGUUUGUUUUUACUCAUGUUUUAAAUCACUGUUUGUACAGAAACUGCAGUUUUAUUAAUAAACGUUUCAUGUG